Molecule: messenger RNA, 636 nt
Organism: Ipomoea nil (Japanese morning glory)
Lineage: Eukaryota; Viridiplantae; Streptophyta; Magnoliopsida; Solanales; Convolvulaceae
Exons: 4
Coding region: 1-636 (211 amino acids)
Source: RefSeq, a predicted model, not a curated record
AUGAGAAUACCAACAAUCCAACAUCCUCAACCAUAUAAGCUACAAUGGCUUAAUGAUGAUGGUGAACUCAAGGUAGACAAGCAAGCCCUCAUUUCUAUUUCCAUUGGGAAAUACCAAGAUGAUGUGUUGUGUGAUAUAAUCCCAAUGCAUGCUUGUCACAUCUUAUUGGGUCGACCAUGGAAAUAUGAUCGAGACACCUUACACCAUGCACCAAAGGAAGUGUACUACAUCCAAGUGCAAUCCAAAAAGUUGAGAGAAGAACUUGCCCAGAAGGCAAAAGAGGCCAUGUCCAUGAAGGAAACCACUAGUGGAAAACAAAAGGCCUUAGCUCAAGAGAAAAAGGAAAGGAAAGAAGGGAUGAACAAGGACAAUGUCUUUCUUGAAGAAUUACCAAAGGGGUUACCUCCAAUUCGUGGGAUUGAACAUCAAAUUGAUCUCAUACCUAGAGCAAGUUUGCCUAAUAGACCGGCCUAUCUCACCAAUCCCGAUGAGGCUAAGGAGAUUCAACGUCAAGUUGAUGAGUUAUUGCAAGCUGGAUUCAUCCAAGAAAGCCUAAGCCCAUGUGCUGUGCUCGUAGUACUUGUACCAAAGAAAGAUGAGAUAACAUAUGGUCUUGAUAAUUUGGAUGGGAAUUAG